Molecule: messenger RNA, 739 nt
Organism: Amphibalanus amphitrite
Lineage: Eukaryota; Metazoa; Arthropoda; Thecostraca; Balanomorpha; Balanidae
Product: cuticle protein CP14.6-like
Exons: 3
Coding region: 242-592 (116 amino acids)
Cellular component (GO): chitin-based extracellular matrix
Molecular function (GO): structural constituent of chitin-based larval cuticle
Source: RefSeq, a predicted model, not a curated record
CGGGACCGAAUUUUCCGCCGCUAAUCUGACAGCUGCUCCGGGUGACUUGGUGGCUUACACGCACGCCGUGCUACACAUAGCCCGAUUUGGCUCACCAGAAUGCACAAAUCCCAAUCAGGGGAGUCCGUCUUGGCGCAAUCUGAGUUGAUUGCGCGAAUCUGAGCCCAUGUACAAACUGUCCAGGUAUAAAAGCCGAGCAAGGCUGUCUGCUCACCACCAGUGCUACAACUGAGGCAACGCCAUGAAGACCGUUCUCGUGCUCUGCUUCGUCGCGCUGGCCGCCGCUCGGCCCGACAAGAACGCCCGCAUCGUCAACUACCAGGCCGGCAUCGCCGAGGAUGGAUCCUACGACGCCACGUACGAGACCACCAACGGCAUCAGGUCGACGUCGAGCGGCAUUUCCUACCCGGGAGACAAGCUGAACACCGGCAACUACGUGAUCGAGGGAGAGUACUCGUACGUUGGCGACGACGGUGUCACCUACACAGUGCGGUGGACAGCCGACGAGAACGGCUUCCACCCGGAGGGCGCCCACCUGCCCGACUUCAGCCACACCCGGGAACACAUCGGCUUCGUCGACGAUCAUCUGUAAACCAUUGGAGCGUGUGUUGUUGUUAGUUGAGACUCGUCGAGUGUUUCCGUUUGUAUUUUGUCGUCUGUUGUCUGAUCUCCGUGUACAAGAAGUGUCGUCUCCGUUACCGAUCCGUGAAUUUGAAUGACAAUAUAUUUUGUGUACUCU